AUGUCGACUGCUGAACUCGCCCUUACCUACGCUGCUCUCAUCCUUCAGGAUGGUGAAGUUGAUAUGUCUGCUGAGAACCUUCAGACUUUGGUCAAGAAGGCUGGUCUCACUGUUGAGCCUAUCUGGUUCUCCAUUUUCGCCAAGGCUUUGGAAGGUCAAGACCUUAAGGAACUCUUGAGCGGUUUCAGCGCUCCUGGUGCUGCUCCUGCUGGUGCUGCUGGUGCUGCCCCCGCUGGUGGUGAGGAGAAGAAGGAAGAGGCCAAGGAGGAAGAGGCUGAAGAAUCCGAUGAGGAUAUGGGCUUCGGUCUUUUCGACUAA
Molecule: messenger RNA, 318 nt
Organism: Lichtheimia ornata
Lineage: Eukaryota; Fungi; Mucoromycota; Mucoromycetes; Mucorales; Lichtheimiaceae
Exons: 2
Coding region: 1-318 (105 amino acids)
Biological process (GO): translational elongation; cytoplasmic translation
Cellular component (GO): cytosolic large ribosomal subunit; ribosome
Molecular function (GO): structural constituent of ribosome; protein kinase activator activity; ribonucleoprotein complex binding
Source: RefSeq, a predicted model, not a curated record